Messenger RNA from Balaenoptera ricei (Rice's whale), 3701 nucleotides. RefSeq names its product PTPRF interacting protein alpha 2 (gene PPFIA2). The record is from RefSeq and is a predicted model, not a curated record. The coding region runs from base 295 to 3591 and encodes 1098 amino acids. Gene Ontology annotation, cellular component: presynaptic active zone. Gene Ontology annotation, molecular function: protein binding. The transcript is spliced from 31 exons. Lineage: Eukaryota; Metazoa; Chordata; Mammalia; Artiodactyla; Balaenopteridae. Gene Ontology annotation, biological process: synapse organization.
AGGCAAAAGCCGCGGGGGCUCCUCGAGCGACCGACCCAGCACCUCCUGAGGCGGCGAGAAGGACUCGGGCCCAGGGCUCAGCAGGAUAUCGAAUCCCUAACAGGAGGGCUGACUGGUUCUAAGGGGGCUGAUCCACCGGAAUUUGCUGCACUGACAAAAGAAUUAAAUGCCUGCAGAGAACAACUUCUAGAAAAAGAAGAAGAAAUUUCUGAACUUAAAGCUGAAAGAAACAAUACAAGACUGUUACUGGAGCAUUUGGAGUGCCUUGUGUCACGACAUGAAAGGUCACUAAGAAUGACGGUGGUGAAGCGACAAGCCCAGUCCCCCUCGGGAGUGUCCAGCGAAGUUGAGGUUCUUAAGGCGCUGAAAUCUUUAUUUGAGCACCACAAGGCCUUGGAUGAAAAGGUAAGGGAGCGACUGCGGGUUUCUUUAGAAAGAGUCUCUGCACUGGAAGAAGAACUAGCUGCUGCUAAUCAGGAGAUUGUUGCCUUGCGUGAACAAAAUGUUCAUAUACAAAGAAAAAUGGCAUCAAGUGAGGGAUCCACAGAGUCAGAACAUCUUGAAGGGAUGGAACCUGGCCAGAAAGUCCAUGAAAAGCGUUUGUCCAAUGGUUCUAUAGAUUCAACUGAUGAAACAAGUCAAAUAGUUGAACUACAAGAAUUGCUUGAAAAACAAAACUACGAAAUGGCCCAAAUGAAAGAACGUUUAGCAGCCCUUUCUUCCCGAGUGGGAGAGGUGGAACAGGAAGCAGAGACAGCAAGAAAGGAUCUCAUUAAAACAGAAGAAAUGAACACUAAGUAUCAAAGGGACAUCAGGGAGGCCAUGGCACAGAAGGAAGAUAUGGAAGAAAGAAUCACGACCCUUGAGAAGCGUUACCUCAGUGCUCAGAGAGAAUCUACCUCCAUACAUGACAUGAAUGACAAACUAGAAAAUGAGUUAGCAAAUAAAGAGGCCAUCCUACGGCAGAUGGAAGAGAAGAACAGACAGUUACAAGAGCGUCUUGAGCUAGCUGAGCAAAAGUUGCAGCAAACUAUGAGAAAAGCUGAGACCUUACCUGAAGUAGAGGCUGAACUGGCUCAGAGAAUUGCAGCCCUGACAAAGGCUGAAGAAAGACAUGGAAACAUUGAAGAACGUAUGAGGCAUCUAGAAGGUCAACUUGAAGAGAAAAAUCAAGAACUUCAAAGAGCUAGGCAAAGAGAGAAAAUGAAUGAGGAGCAUAACAAAAGAUUAUCCGAUACUGUGGAUAGACUUCUGACUGAAUCCAAUGAACGCUUACAGCUACACUUAAAGGAACGAAUGGCUGCUCUAGAAGAGAAGAAUGUCUUAAUUCAAGAAUCAGAAACUUUCAGAAAGAAUCUGGAAGAAUCUUUACAUGAUAAGGAAAGAUUAGCAGAAGAAAUUGAAAAGCUGAGAUCUGAACUUGACCAGUUGAAAAUGAGAACUGGCUCUUUAAUUGAACCCACAAUAUCAAGAACUCAUCUAGACACCUCAGCUGAGCUGCGGUAUUCUGUUGGAUCCCUAGUGGACAGCCAGUCUGAUUACAGAACAACUAAAGUAAUAAGAAGACCAAGGAGAGGCCGCAUGGGUGUGAGGAGAGAUGAGCCAAAGGUGAAAUCUCUUGGGGAUCAUGAAUGGAACAGAACUCAACAAAUUGGAGUGCUAAGCAGCCACCCUUUUGAAAGUGACACAGAAAUGUCUGACAUUGAUGAUGAUGAUAGAGAAACGAUUUUUAGCUCAAUGGAUCUUCUCUCGCCAAGUGGUCAUUCUGAUGCCCAGACCCUAGCCAUGAUGCUUCAGGAACAAUUGGAUGCUAUCAACAAAGAAAUCAGACUAAUUCAGGAAGAAAAAGAAUCUACAGAGUUACGUGCUGAAGAAAUUGAGAAUAGAGUGGCUAGUGUGAGUCUGGAAGGCCUGAAUUUAGCAAGGGUCCACCCAGGUACCUCCAUCACUGCCUCGGUUACAGCUUCUUCGCUGGCCAGUUCAUCUCCCCCCAGUGGACACUCAACACCAAAGCUCACCCCUCGAAGUCCUGCCAGGGAAAUGGAUCGGAUGGGAGUCAUGACACUGCCAAGUGAUCUAAGGAAACAUCGGAGAAAGAUUGCAGUGGUAGAAGAAGAUGGUCGGGAGGAUAAAGCAACAAUUAAAUGUGAAACUUCUCCUCCCCCUACCCCUAGAGCCAUCAGGAUGACUCACACCCUCCCUUCUUCCUACCACAAUGAUGCCCGAAGUAGUUUAACUGCCUCCCUCGAGCCUGAAAGCCUUGGGCUUGGCAGUGCCAACAGCAGCCAAGACUCUCUUCACAAAGCCCCCAAGAAGAAAGGAAUCAAGUCUUCAAUAGGUCGUUUGUUCGGUAAAAAAGAAAAAGCUCGACUUGGGCAGCUCCGAGGCUUUAUGGAGACUGAAGCUGCAGCUCAGGAGUCCCUGGGGUUAGGCAAACUUGGAACUCAAGCUGAGAAGGAUAGAAGACUGAAGAAAAAGCAUGAACUUCUAGAAGAAGCUCGGAGAAAGGGACUACCUUUUGCCCAGUGGGAUGGGCCCACUGUAGUCGCAUGGUUAGAGCUCUGGUUGGGAAUGCCUGCUUGGUACGUGGCAGCCUGCCGAGCCAAUGUGAAGAGCGGUGCCAUUAUGUCUGCUUUAUCAGACACUGAGAUCCAGAGGGAAAUUGGAAUCAGCAAUCCUCUGCAUCGCUUAAAGCUCCGACUAGCAAUCCAGGAGAUGGUUUCCCUAACCAGUCCUUCAGCUCCUCCAACAUCCAGAACUCCUUCAGGCAACGUUUGGGUGACCCAUGAAGAAAUGGAAAAUCUUGCAGCUCCAGCAAAAACGAAAGAAUCUGAGGAAGGAAGCUGGGCCCAGACCCUGGCAUAUGGAGAUAUGAACCACGAGUGGAUUGGAAACGAAUGGCUUCCCAGCCUGGGGUUACCUCAAUACAGAAGUUAUUUUAUGGAAUGCUUGGUAGAUGCAAGAAUGUUAGAUCACCUAACAAAAAAAGAUCUCCGUGUCCAUUUAAAAAUGGUGGAUAGUUUCCAUCGAACAAGUUUACAAUAUGGAAUUAUGUGCUUAAAAAGGUUGAAUUAUGACCGAAAAGAACUAGAAAGAAGACGAGAAGCAAGCCAACAUGAAAUAAAAGAUGUGUUGGUGUGGAGCAAUGAUCGAGUUAUUCGCUGGAUACAAGCAAUUGGACUUCGAGAAUAUGCAAAUAAUAUUCUUGAAAGUGGUGUGCAUGGCUCACUUAUAGCCCUGGAUGAGAACUUUGACUACAGCAGCUUAGCUUUAUUACUACAGAUUCCAACACAGAAUACCCAGGCAAGGCAGAUUCUCGAAAGGGAAUACAAUAACCUCCUGGCUCUGGGAACUGAACGGCGACUGGAUGAAAGUGAUGACAAGAAUUUCAGGCGUGGGUCGACCUGGAGAAGGCAGUUUCCUCCCCGUGAAGUACACGGAAUCAGCAUGAUGCCUGGGUCCUCAGAAACAUUACCGGCUGGAUUUAGGUUAACCACAACAUCGGGGCAGUCAAGGAAAAUGACAACGGAUGUUCCUUCAUCAAGACUGCAGAGGUUAGACAACUCCACUGUUCGCACAUACUCAUGUUGACAAGCCACUCAAAGGAGGCAGCACUGACUUGCUAUGUCGUCUUUUCAGUCUACUCUACCUAAAGUGCACUACCAUCUAAGAAGAUAAGCAGUGAAAACCUUUGUGAAGAC